AUGUCAGUUUUUGUUUCAGGUGCUAACGGGUUCAUUGCCCAACACAUUGUCGAUCUCCUAUUGAAAGAUGACUAUAAGGUCAUCGGUUCUGCUAGAAGUCAAGAAAAGGCCGAGAACUUAAUGAAAGCCUUUGGUAAUAACCCAAACCUUUCCAUGGAAAUCGUUCCAGAAAUAUCUAAGCUGGAUGCAUUUGACCAUGUUUUUCAAAAGCACGGCAAGGAUAUCAAGAUAGUCCUACAUACAGCCUCUCCAUUUUGCUUUGAUAUCAGUGACAGCGAACGCGAUUUAUUAAUUCCUGCUGUGAACGGUGUUAAGGGAAUUCUGAACUCCAUUAAGAAAUAUGCUGCUGACACUGUAGAACGUGUAGUUCUCACUUCUUCUUAUGCAGCUGUUUUCGAUAUGGCAAAAGAAAACGAUAAGUCUUUAACAUUUAACGAAGAAUCCUGGAAUCCGGCAACCUGGGAGAGUUGCCAAAGUGACCCAAUUAACGCCUACUGCGGUUCUAAGAAGUUUGCUGAAAAAGCAGGUUGGAAAUUUUUAGAGGAGAAUAAAGACGUUGUAAAAUUCGAAUUAACUGCCGUUAAUCCAGUUUAUGUUUUCGGUCCGCAAAUGUUUGACAGAGAUGUGAAGAAGCACUUGAACACAUCUUGUGAACUUGUCAACAGCUUGAUGCAUUUAUCACCUGAGGACAAGAUACCCGAACUGUUUGGUGGAUAUAUUGAUGUUCGUGAUGUUGCAAAGGCUCAUUUAGUGGCCUUCCAAAAGAGUGAGACAAUUGGUCAAAGAUUAAUUGUCUCAGAAGGUAGAUUUACUAUGCAGGAUGUCUUGGAUAUCCUCAAUGAAGAUUUCCCUGUCUUAAAAGGUAAGAUUCCGGUGGGUAAAGAAGGUUCCGGUGCUACUCAUAAUACUCUUGGUGCUACUCUUGACAAUAAGAAGAGUAAGGAAUUAUUAGGUUUCAAAUUCAGGAACUUGAAAGAGACCAUUGACGACACUGCCUCCCAGAUUUUAAAAUUUGAGGGCAGAAUAUAA
Messenger RNA from Saccharomyces paradoxus, 1029 nucleotides. It is a transcript of the gene GRE2, whose product is annotated as methylglyoxal reductase (NADPH-dependent) GRE2. Bases 1 to 1029 code for a protein of 342 amino acids. The transcript has a single exon. The record is from RefSeq and is a predicted model, not a curated record. Gene Ontology annotation, molecular function: 3-beta-hydroxy-Delta5-steroid dehydrogenase (NAD+) activity. NCBI's taxonomy places the organism in Eukaryota, Fungi, Ascomycota, Saccharomycetes, Saccharomycetales, Saccharomycetaceae. Gene Ontology annotation, biological process: steroid biosynthetic process.